UAAUUUUAAAUGAAUUAGUCAUGGGACCACACACAUGGCAAAGACUCCUUUCCUUUCUCUGGCUUUGAACAUCGAACCUUCCUCACGUCUCUUACAUGACUGAUCUCAUCAUCUGCUUCACUUCCAUCAUCAUCCAACGGCUCACAAUUAAAAAAAGCAUUCCAACGGCUGCCUUUCCCCUGCACCCGCCUGCACCCUACCAUUUCCGGCAUCUCCCACCCCCCAAAUUAAAUAAAAAACAAAAAAAGAAACGCUUUCUUUUUCAGACCUCUCUUUCCUUUUUCUGUUCAUCUCUCCCUCCUCUGAUCUCUUCUCUCACUUAAUCUCUAAGCUCGAGAGAGAGAGAGAGAGAGAGAGAGAUUCUUCUUCUCUGCAUUACACUUCCAGCGAAGGUUUCAACAACAUCAAAGCGCAUUCCUCGUGACCAACUCUUCCUUCUCCUCUCUUUCCCUCUCUCUGUUUCAGACAACACAGCCCUCGCUGUUCUGAUUUGCCUCGCUUUUCCCCCCUUCCCCUGCUUUGAGCUGGUUAUUACCAGCAGCCGGCGCCGGGAGGAGAAAGAAAGAAGGUAAGGAUGACCUCCGACGGGGCGACGUCGGCGGCGGCGGCAGCAGCUGCGGCGGCGAGGAGGAAGCCGUCCUGGAGGGAGAGGGAGAACAACCGGAGGAGGGAGCGGCGGCGGAGGGCCAUCGCCGCGAAGAUAUUCACUGGGCUCAGGGCUCAGGGGAACUACAAUCUGCCCAAGCACUGCGACAACAACGAAGUCUUGAAGGCCCUCUGUCAGGAAGCUGGAUGGGUCGUUGAGGAAGACGGCACUACUUAUCGCAAGGGAUGCAGGCCUCCACCGCUUGACAUUGUUGGAACUUCAGCGAGAGUGACUCCAUACUCAUCUCAGAACCCAAGUCCAAUGUCGUCUUCAUUCCCAAGUCCCAUUCCGUCUUACCAAGUCAGCCCUUCAUCUUCAUCCUUCCCAAGUCCAACCCGGACCGAAAACAACCACCACCACCACCCACCAUCCUCCUCCAUGUUCCCCUUCCUAAGAAACUCCAUUCCUUCAUCUCUGCCACCUCUCAGAAUCUCCAACAGCGCUCCUGUCACCCCGCCUCUCUCCUCCCCGACUUCCCGAAACCCUAAGCCGACGAUCCCCACCUGGGAGUCCAUCAUGGCAAGACAAUCCAUGGCCACAUUCAACUACCCCUUGUAUGCUGCCUCUGCCCCAGCUAGCCCGACUCAUAGACAGUUUCAUGCUGUUGCUCCGGCUACGAUACCCGAGUGCGACGAGGUAUCCGAUACUUCGACGGUUGAGUCGGGGCAGUGGAUCAGCUUCCAGAAGUUCGCCCCUGCCAUGGCUGCUGCAAUGCCGACAUCUCCGACUUAUAACCUCGUGAAGCCACCGCCGGUGGUCCAGCAGAACCUGUCUCACGACACGAUCAUGGUCGAGAACGGGAGGACGAUGAUGGAGUUCGAGUUUGGGAAUGGCGAGCAGGUGAAGCCAUGGGAAGGUGAGAGGAUCACUGAGGUGGGGUUGGAUGAUCUUGAGCUCACUCUUGGGAAUGGGAAAGCCAGAGGUUAAGUGGAAGAUCAAAAGGCCUGUUGUCACAGUUCUUGGUUCCCAAAAAGUAUAAGCAAGCACUCAAUCUGAACUUCCAUACAGUGAGAGACCUAUGAAGAACAAAUGCAUCAUCCUUGGGAACCAAAUCCUUGGGGGGUUCUGGUUGAAGAACUGAACUUCUCUUAUCUAUGAGCUUCUUCUUCAUGGUUUACAUCUAGUUUCCUGUCUUUUCUGUUUUAGUGUUUCUUUUCAAUCGUUUUUGAUGGUGAUGGAAUUGGUUUGAGGGAUGGUCUUUAUUACAAGCAUAUUACUUGUAGAUAUUGUGGGUUGGGAUAUUAUGAUGAUGAUCAUGGUGGGGGGAAUUGGAGGAGUUACUGUUACUCCCUCUAUUGUAGACCUUUUUUUUUCCUUUUAACUUUGUAGACUGAUGAACCCAGAAAUGAGAGGAGGCAAAAGAACAACCCUUUGGAGGAUAUUAAUUAAGAGAUUAUAUUAGUUUGCUGUUGCUGUUCUUGUUACCUUUUGCUUCACUUUUCUCCUAUGCCACAAAUUCUGCUGUUGAGGAUGAUGGUGUUGCUGUUACUAUUACCUUGUCGUGUUCUUCAUUGUGAUGAUGUUCAGUUUCCACCUUUGUGUUUCAUGUCGAUAAGCUCCUGAUGUCACUCACUCUGUUCUAUCCAAGUUGCCAUUUGGAAGAGAAUGCUUAAUUACUCGGCUGUGCAUUGAAUUCAAAACCAUCUUUCCCUGAAGUCUUGUAAUGGAUAAAAAGACGAUGAUGUGAUAUCUCCAUCCAUGGAACAUGGAUGGAGUGGGUAGGAGAGGAAGUAGUGAGAAACGGGGAAUAGUAGGCCGACAAAGCCCACGUUCAUUCAUGGAGAAGAAAGAUACAUUUCCAUUCAAUGCUCUGCUGAGUGAGAACUGAGAAGGGAGUUUGAAGGAAAAUCUUUAGGUGUUGUUGUUUAUAUUAAAGAUGAUGGGGGAGGCUAAGGUGAGGAGGUGGGUCGGGUCGGGUCUCUAUCCGUUAUAUCUUUUUUCCAAUUCUGAUUUUGCAUUCCAUUUGUCAUUUUGGUGCAUGUGGCUUGCCCCCCCUACCAUCAUCGUCUUCCUCUAUUAUUAACUUCCUUUAGGUUAUAUGAUUCGUUAAGAAAAUUGAAUUUUAUUUUAUGGUGAUGAAUUAACGCUUCCACUUUAAAGAAAUGUGGAAAAUUUAGAGUAGAUUGGAUAUUAUUAUCUCUUAUGACUUAUCAUGUCAACCUUCUAAAGUUGGUUCGUCAUUUAGUUACGUCUUGUAUGAUCCUAAAUAAACAAGGUGUUCAAUAAAGAUAUGAAAGUUCACGUUCAAAUUUCGAUAGUCAACUAGUAAAAAAUUGUCGAGUUCAACUAAAGCUCGAUCAGUAUCAAGGUAAACUUCAAAUUUACAACAACUUAAGUAAUCAGACUACCAAUUGUAUGAAGCUAGCGACAAAAGGUAACAUUAAGUGGAAGAGAAAAAACAAGCUAAUAUGCUACAUUAUACGCUUAGUACUCUUGCUGCAAUGUGUCUCCAUGUCGUAAUUGGGGGAAGAAGGGGGGAGGGGAUAAAGUCUUAUCGACUGUUCUAAUUCAUAAAUUUGGGUCUUACCUAUAUUUUUUUGGGGGGAGGGGGAGCUACAGCCCCUCCUAAUUCAACCUAGUUCCCCCACUGAUUUCAAGCCAAUUGAGAAGCUUCCAUCUUCGAGUCCUGUUUGCUUAAUUAUGGUAUACCUAUGGUAAGAAAAUUAUAUCUAGAUAUCGAAUUAAUUGGAUGUUGGGGUAUGAUAUUAUAUUGUAAUCCUUAAUGAAUGAACGCAAGGUCCUAAUUAUGUAGAUCAUAAACACUAAACCCCAAGAUGGUGCAUGUAGUUUGUUACAUGUAUUUCGAUGAAAAUUUAUCUUAGCUUAUAAGAUUUAGAGAAAUAAGAUAUAAAUUUCAAUCUUUAAC
Linum trigynum is the source of this 3512-nucleotide messenger RNA. The record is from the annotation of a GenBank genome assembly. NCBI's taxonomy places the organism in Eukaryota, Viridiplantae, Streptophyta, Magnoliopsida, Malpighiales, Linaceae.